CUCCUCAAGGCUCAAAUUGGGCUCACUCACACAAACUCCAGACCGGUAAUAUCCAUUGGCUAAAUAAUUAUGCCUUCUUCUCCUCUGCACAACCGGCAGCACCCAUUGAGUGUAUGUACUGUGGAGGUAGACCAGGCAGCAAAUCCUACCUGAUUAAUACCGGCAAACCGGCCCCCCCCCCCCUUUGGAUGCGCACAACUGCAUCAUGUCGCUUCCCACCGCCCGCCCUCGGCGUCUCGGUUCAUUUGUCUGGUAUCCCUGAGCCGGCGGACUAGGGAUGCCCGAGAUACCUUCGCUUCUUUGCUCCUUCAUGCCUCAUCCGCUUGCCUUGUUUUCGCUGAAGCGGCUCAACCAGCGAGCCAGCCAGGCCGUGGCACAUCCGUGCAAUGCCCACCUCGUCUCCAUCUCCAAAGACAAGGUACCUGUUCUCGAUGUUGGGCACGUUCGGUCGGCGACAGGAGACGAUGCCACAUUGGCGACACUUGCUGCGGCGACAUUUUUGUUGACGGCAGCAGCAUCUCCAGAACCGAAUGCUCCUUCGAGAUCGACCGAGAGACCAACAUCGCAUUGUUCUACGACAAGUCUAACAGCCAGACCUAUCUGGUUCCUAUUCGUCACGAUACUGUGGAUGCUGGAUGUCGGCGGGAUCCGCGGGCUUGGGUUUCCGGCCUACGAGGAUGUCAGGCGGACAGUCCUGUCGAUCCGCCGACAAUACCCCAGAGCUCUCACGGGCCCGUGCGCCGCGGAAAGAACCCCCGAGUCUGUCAAAUCCUGUUGGAAACUCUCUGACGCAGCCGGUCUCUGCACAAUCAGCACAGGCAGAUCAGGAGGCGAACGCUUUUCAGCUACCUGGCGCAUUUCCAGGGGGCUAGCAUUUCCCAGGAAGCUUGGGGCCACAUAAUAAAUACUCUAUGGAAGGCAACGGCGGGCUCUCUGGCAUCAUAUUGACUGAUUGUAUAAUUACCUUGGUUUCGUGGAGUUAAUUGGUUUUAGACAUCUCUUCCUUUUACCACUUUUCCUUUCAUACUUUGAACGUCUCCCCUCACCCUUUCUUUUCAUUGUCUCGUUUCUCUACAGUUCCAGUGGGACCGUCUUCUUUUUUUCAUGGUUGGAAAAGCAAAUGCGAGUUGGCCUUAAUUAGUGCGCCCAAUC
This is a messenger RNA of Thermothelomyces thermophilus ATCC 42464, 1152 nucleotides long. RefSeq lists its product as uncharacterized. The record is from RefSeq and is a predicted model, not a curated record. Lineage: Eukaryota; Fungi; Ascomycota; Sordariomycetes; Sordariales; Chaetomiaceae. Bases 278 to 901 code for a protein of 207 amino acids. The transcript has a single exon.